GGUGGCGUCAGGGAAAUACCAAAGAACGCGGCCAACGCGGAAACAGGAAGCCUCGCUGUCGUGAACCCCCUCGGCGCCAUCGUAAUCGUCCGACGUUCCGAGAGACAUGGCUAUCCGUGACGGUGUUCCCACGGAACCCCCGACGACUCCAGGGUCACAAGAGAAGAUUGCUUUGUCACGCGAGGAGGAAGACCAGAAUUGCAUAAAACCAUUAGUCUUGUACGACAAAAUCAUCAAACGCGCUCAUUCAACUCGGGCCCCGGAGGGCGUACUCGCAGCUCCGCCUCCUGCACUGCCGGUGGAGGUCAAAACCGGAGUGCUCGGAGAAAAAUCCACGCGGCCACCGCGGGUGGAGAAAUCGCGCGUCCUCCGUAAGGGUCCGAGAUCGAAGCCACGACCUCGUGCGCAUCUCCAGGGCUAUCUGAAGAUUUUUCUCCUCCUGAUUCUCUUCUUCCAGCUUGUUGGCGACACGGCUGGCAAAGCCAUCGAACCUUCGUCGUUGCGACAUCUUCAAGGACAAGUUGAUGGCAUCAAGUGGAGCUGUCCCAACGACGAGACGAACUUGAUCCUUGUCUACAUAGGCGACAAAUUGCUGGUGAAAUAUCGGACUUCGGGUAAAACGUCCAACGUGUCGUACGAGAUCAACACCUCGUUGGAAAUCGUCGACUGGGACUGGGCUGUGCCAAGCGGCAAGUUGUUGUGGCGACGGAGCCCGGAGGACGGAGUUUACUCGGUGGAGGCUCAAGGCCCGAACGGCAACAAAAACACCUGCAUCAUCGCCAACUUUACAGCUGCAGCAGAGACGCCUACAAUGCCAGGACGCGUGCAGAUUUCAUAUCCAUCAAAUGAGACCACCUCUAAACAUGAACCACGAUCGCACGUCGCUCUCUGGUUUGUGCCAUUUGUGCCAUUGGUAUUGGUGCUAUUGGCAUCUGCACCGUUCGUGGCGCACGCCAUAAGGAAGCGUUCAUGCUGCAAGCCGGAAACCCAGCGUGAGAUCGAUGACGAUUCGUGCACAACCAAUGGCUGCCUGUGGGAAAACAUCGGCACGUGCGUUCGCCCGCGUCGCGAAUACGUGCCGCCACAGGCCUGAAGUGACGAGCGGAGCGGAAUGUGCCCCUCCCGCGCCCGCCACCAACCCCCCCCCCCCUUUUUACGUCAAAAAAUUGCCCCCCUCGUUUAACAUCAGACGCAAAUAUCAAUGGCCGUUAAACCACCUUUCGCCAAAUACUGCGUGCGGCUGUCUGAAGGCCGCCACAGUUACCACAGUUUAUUGCUCCCUGGACUAAAGCUCCCCCUUCUUCCUCUUCACUCUGCUGUCCGGAUGUGGAGCUGCCUCCCCGAUGGACACAUUGUCGGCAAGAUCACCCAUUCCGGUCUUGAGGCCCUUAAAUGCCGAGCUCGGCGACCGAGUCUUUGAGCUGCACUGAACCAAUGCCUGGUGGGCUGACUGCGAGGGGGUGGACAGUCUUCCAUGCUGGACAUCUGUGGAAAGGAGUUUCAAGGCUCAUCGGAUUCCUCCUGCAGUCUAAGACACAUUCCUUGCGUUAAACCCACCACCACACCAACACAGCAAAAUGUAAACAGAACGUGGCCAAUUCGUUACUAGUACAACACACCGGCGUGUUGGAGAGCCAAGCCACAACAUUUACAAUCUGAGUACGACGCUUCGCCAGUAAUUACAACUAGCUUCAUCAGGCGACAGCCAGAUUUGUGGAGAAGUCCACCUGUUUCGUUCCUUAGACAUAUUGUCCUGCUGCGGAGGGAGCUGGUAGGAACGUCGGGUUGCUCGGUCAAUGGCCUGCAGGGUCAACGGCGGCGUGGUGUAUUCCGCAAAUAUGCCCGACUGUGAGGGCGGGCACAAGCCGGCGUGAGUAGGUUAAACGUUGAGUUUUAUAAGGGCACCACGGGGUGACCAGCCCCUCCCCACCCAGC
Lethenteron reissneri (Far Eastern brook lamprey) is the source of this 1935-nucleotide messenger RNA. RefSeq lists its product as uncharacterized. The record is from RefSeq and is a predicted model, not a curated record. Lineage: Eukaryota; Metazoa; Chordata; Hyperoartia; Petromyzontiformes; Petromyzontidae.